AUGUUCGCAAAGACGGACCAGAGCUUUGGUGUCAACGAGGUGCUGUUAUCCUCUGUCCUGGCUUCCGUGGUAUUUUCGCUUGCGGCCGCUCAGCCUUUGGUUAUUGUAGGAGUCACUGGGCCCAUCACGGUGUUCAACUACACGGUCUACGAUAUCAUUACACCACGCGGCACAAACUACUUUGCCUUUAUGUGUUGGAUUGGUAUAUGGUCGCUGAUCUUCCACUGGAUCCUGGCCAUUACAAACUCGUGCAACGGACUAAGAUAUGUUACGCGCUUUUCUUGUGACAUCUUUGGCUUUUACGUUGCUUUUAUAUACCUGCAAAAGGGCAUACAGGUGUUGACGCGACAAUGGGAUGCCAGCGAUGCGUCUGCAUAUCUGUCCAUUAUGAUUUCGCUACUCGUUACGGCGGUGGCGUAUAUUUGUGGCAUCGUUGGUCAAUCGUCACUGCUUCAACGGCACGUUAGGAAGUUUAUCGAAGACUACGGUACACCUCUUACGGUAGUCUUCUUCACGGGGUUUGUUCACAUCGGGAAGAUGGCGGGUAUUGAGUUACUCAAGCUCCCCACAUCCAAAGCCUUCUUUCCAACCACAGACCGCGGCUGGUUUAUCCACUUCUGGGAUAUCAACGUGGGCGACGUCUUCCUCGCGAUACCGUUUGCAGUUUUACUCACCAUCUUAUUCUGGUUCGACCACAACGUCUCCAGUCUCAUCGCGCAGGGAACAGAGUUUCCGCUACGUAAGCCCGCUGGCUUUCACUGGGAUAUAUUCCUCUUGGGCUGCACUACUGGCGUUGCAGGUCUCCUCGGCAUCCCCUUUCCCAAUGGCCUCAUUCCACAGGCACCUUUCCACACGACAUCGCUCUGCGUCACCCGCACCGUCUCCGACACGGACGAUGAAGCAAACAAGGGUCACACCCGCCGCAUCGUCGACCAUGUCGUCGAGCAGCGCGUGUCGAACCUCGCACAGGGCCUCCUCACUCUGGGAACCAUGACGGGCCCUCUACUCAUCGUACUGCACCUCAUUCCCCAAGCCGUGCUCGCAGGCCUCUUCUUCGUCAUGGGCAUCCAGGCCCUCGAGGCAAACGGCAUCACGCUGAAACUCCUUUUUCUCGCUCGCGACAAGCACCUCACGCCCAAGAGUGACCCCCUCAUGCGCAUUGAACGCCGCUGGGUCAUUUGGGCUUUUGUCGGUCUCGAACUAGUUGGCUUUGGCGCUACCUUUGCUAUUACGCAAACAAUUGCAGCCAUUGGCUUUCCAGUGUUUAUCUUCUUGUACAUUCCUAUGCGUACUUGGCUUAUGCCGCGAUUCUUCACGACGGAGGAAUUGGGCAUCCUGGAUGCGCCGACCGCAAGUCCCUUCACCAUGGAGAGUGUGGGUGGGAAUCAUGGUCAAGUAGUGGAGCCGUUGGGAGCGGGGGGUGGGAAUGCGUUGGAUGAUAGCGACGAGGCUGAGAGGGGCGAACGGGAUAAUAGCGUUAACGAUGAUGGCCUGAAGAACGCAGAGCAAGCGAGCAGGCGGAGGAGUAGUUUUAGGACGCCCGAGGGGUUGGAAUUAGAUAACAUCGAGAAGUCGUAG
Pyrenophora tritici-repentis Pt-1C-BFP is the source of this 1578-nucleotide messenger RNA. RefSeq names its product SUL1, Sulfate permease and related transporter (MFS superfamily). Lineage: Eukaryota; Fungi; Ascomycota; Dothideomycetes; Pleosporales; Pleosporaceae. Gene Ontology annotation, molecular function: solute:inorganic anion antiporter activity; borate efflux transmembrane transporter activity. The record is from RefSeq and is a predicted model, not a curated record. Gene Ontology annotation, cellular component: plasma membrane; basolateral plasma membrane; fungal-type vacuole. Gene Ontology annotation, biological process: monoatomic ion homeostasis; transmembrane transport; monoatomic anion transport.